AUGCUCAAGCAGUUGCUCGUCGCUUUCGCACUUUUCAGCGUUGCUUUGACUAUUAAUUGUUAUUAUGAUUGGUCAUCUGGAAAGGGAGAGUCACACACUGGAAAUAAGAUGAACCGCCCUUGUCCCGGCUGCGACUACUGCCUCAAGUUUAAAACCAAGGAGAAAAGUAACACUGCUGUUUAUUGGGAUUGUGGAUGUUCACAAUAUAAUGGAAUCUCUGGUGCUGAUUGUCUGCGGUCUGGGUCCCAGAAGGAAACGGUCUACAUUGACGAAGCGCAUACAAAUAUUAGUAACUCGAUUAACUGUGAUGGAUGCGAUUUUUGUUUAAAAACUAUUGUUAAGGACAAAAAUGUUCACAAUGUAAAUUGGGGUUGCGGGUGUGAAAAUAGAAAUCUCAUGGGUUACGCGUGUACGGAACCGGGAAAGGAGAACGAUCAAUCACAUAACGCUAAUGGGGAGAAAAACCAGUUGCAUGUUCGGAGGAUUGUCGAUUUUGCCUUAAAUGGUCGGGCGAGUAUGACAAUAAUGCAACAGUGGCUUGGAAUUGUGGAUGUGGACAGUGGAUGGUCAAUUGUGAUAAAAAAGGCAAAGGAACGAAGAAAGUGCAAGACGAAAAGCAAUAAAACUUGCAGUUGCAGCUUUUGCUUCAAGGGAACCGGCAAGGUUGAUGACAAGGAUUAUACAGUUUGGGGAUGUGGAUGUGAUAAUGGAUUCAUCGAUUGCAAGACAAAC
Messenger RNA from Mesorhabditis belari, 732 nucleotides. NCBI's taxonomy places the organism in Eukaryota, Metazoa, Nematoda, Chromadorea, Rhabditida, Rhabditidae. The record is from the annotation of a GenBank genome assembly.